AUGACGGUUGGUGAAUAUGGUUCUGGUCCUCGGUUCUCGUGGAAGACGCGUCGCAGGGUUUUCUUCACCGGAGGAGUCUACCGGAGGAUGAGCUCUGCAGCGGAAUUGUCAUCUCGUUUGGUCAAUUUAGGUGGUCUAAUGGGUGGUUUGCUCCAAGUCGUGGAGCUCUCUUACCCUACUGUGGUUGAAAUUACAACAAAGAAAAGAGACGAGAAAAAUGACAAAAGACCCACAGGCAAAAGGCAAAGCGACACACUUCAGGUUCCUUUUCUUCUUCCUCCUCUCUCUUUGUCUUCUCUUCAACUCUGUUUCUUCUUGAACCAAAACUCCACAAAUUCCUCACCUACUCGCUUCCAAACAACAACUCCACUAUUUGCCUCCUCUCCUCCCUCGUUCCUUUGUGGAACACAUCGUAUCGGGAGUAAGUUCCGGCUUGGACGCAAAAUCGGUAGCGGCUCAUUCCGAGAGAUUUACAUAGGAACUGAUGUUCAGACCAACGAAGAGGUCGCUAUUAAGAAAGUGUGAAAACUGUGCAUGCAUCCGCAACUAUCAUAUGAGUCGAGGAUAUAUAGAGUUCACCAGGGUGGAACUGGGUUUACAAACAUGAAAUGGUUUGGUGUUGAGGGAGACCACAUUGUCUUAGUCAUGGAUUUGCUUGGUCCUAGCCUUGAAGAUCUCUUUGGCUAUUGCAAUAUGAAGUUUACUCUGAAGACUGUUCUCAUGCUAGCUGAUCAAAUGAUAAAUCGUCUCGAGUUCAUCCAUUCUAAGUCGUAUCUUCACCGCGAUGUAAAGCCGGAUAACUUUCUCAUGGGUUUAGGAAGACGAACAAAUCAGGUCUACAUCAUAGACUUUGGCUUGGCUAAGAAAUAUAGAGACAGCUCAACUCAUCGUCAUAUCCCAUACAGGUAACGGAGCUUUUCAUUAUCAGUGAGAUUCAGUUCAUUGGAUGUGAGAUUAAAUAUUUUUCUGAGAAUGAUUUUUAUGUGAGUAUGUGAUGAAGUAGAGAACGCUGACUAUAGAUAGAAAUGUAACUUUGCAUCAGUGUGUUAUUUUCAGAUUUUAUGCACACUAGGCUAUCCAACAGAGUUUGCGUCCUAUUUUCAUUAACUUAGGUUUGAUGAUAAUCCUGACUAUGCUUAUUUGAAGAGACUCUUCCGCAACCUUUUCAUCCGUGAAGGUUUCCAAUUUGAUUUUGUGUUUGAUUGGACUGUUCUCAAGUAUCAACAAUCACCUCAUGCCAAUGUACAUGAUAAACUGUGUAUAUACUCAAGGCGCGUUUGUAUCCUAUAUAUAGAUUCUACCCUGAAGCAGAAGACCAAGAACGCAAACGAAUCUGCAAUUGCAAAAGACAAGCUGGCACCUGGAUCCUUCCACUUGGGUCGAUCAGAAGGCUCAUCAUCAAGACGAGUUGUGGACUCAAGUAGUCGUGAACCGCUCAGUGGUGGGAGUGACUAUGAGUCUGCGCUCAGAGGCAUUGAUAGCAUGCGGAUCGAUAACAAUGCAGUGAAUGAGACUGCAGCAUCGCCACAAUCAGUUGGAGGAGAUGAUUCUACUCCUCGUAUAGAACUCAAAGCAAAGCUCUCAGACUGAUUGAUUUUAAAGACAAAACCGGUAUUCACUUUUGCUGCUUGGCCUCAACCCUUCUUGAGAGUUUGAAGGCUGUCGUCUAUGAUUCUUCUGA
This is a messenger RNA of Brassica oleracea var. oleracea, 1681 nucleotides long. Its product is annotated as casein kinase I isoform delta-like. The record is from RefSeq and is a predicted model, not a curated record. Gene Ontology annotation, molecular function: protein serine/threonine kinase activity; ATP binding. Gene Ontology annotation, biological process: endocytosis; signal transduction; peptidyl-serine phosphorylation. Lineage: Eukaryota; Viridiplantae; Streptophyta; Magnoliopsida; Brassicales; Brassicaceae. Gene Ontology annotation, cellular component: cytoplasm; nucleus.